Messenger RNA from Amoebophrya sp. A25, 19567 nucleotides. The record is from the annotation of a GenBank genome assembly. Lineage: Eukaryota; Dinophyceae; Syndiniales; Amoebophryaceae.
GCUUUUCAUAAUUCGGUGAAGCGUAGUCGAGAAGCAAGCCAUUUUUGAUUUAGUUCCAGAAGAGUGACUGAUUGGCAUCGAGUGGUCCUUGUCACCUGUAAUUGCAUUAAAUUUUGUAUGAUAACAAAGCAGGGUUAGAAAAAUAUGCCUCCGAAAAAAGGGCGCAGUGGAGCGGGGAGCAAACGCGCCAUCCUCAAGGAUGACGACUCUGACGACGCUGUGCCCCCUGCUGCGGAAGAGGCACCUCCCGUUGAAGGUGACGAUGCAGAGAUCAACGAUGUAGAAGAUGAGGCGCAACUCGACCAAACAGGAGUCGAUGAGGAGGCACCACAGAACGCAGAAGAGGAUGCUCCUGCGGAAAGUCCGGUAGAGCCUCCUUCAGAAAAACCAGUGGCGAAGAAACGUGAGCGCCUUUUGCCCGCCGAAGAUGAGGAAGAUUAUAGCCCACCGAGUCCGAAAAAGAAAGCGCUCAAAGUUCAGUUCUCGCACUAAGGCUGGAGAGUUAAUAACCUAAAAAGUAGAGAUGAAAUUUAUACUACAGGUACAGAUUGAUAUCAACACAUACUACAUACUGAUAUGAAACUCUAAAUUACGGAUGAUCCUGUACGUCGUGAGAUUGAGAGCGAAUAAUAUUUGUGUACUUCCGAGAAUAAAAGGGGCAAUCACGUAAGCGAUGACGAUCAUGAGGAAAGGCCCUGUUGUUUCGAUAUCUCGCUCUAGUCUAAUAUUCGGAGAUCGAAUACGACCACCCGCUGGUAGAUCCUACCACUGGCAGGCCUAUUACGGAUUCAGCGCUGCUAGGUCCCGGUCCUGGAACGGCAAACGGCGAGAGCUCAGUUGCCAGUCUUAUGCCAGCCGAGUCAGGCAUUAGUCAGACAGGGGAGCAAAUGGAUGCUGCGGCUGCAGGCUUGCCGUCCGCAUCAAGAGGAGUCGCACAGGCGGCAGGUGGUGCGCAAGGCUCCGCAGCAUCGCCAGAUAGCAAUUUGCUCCCAGGACCGUCCGGUGAAGCUACAAGGCAGCAUCAAGCCGAUGCCAUUGCGAAAAUGUCACAGCAAGCAGCGACGCAAGGAGCAGGCGCCGUAGUCCUGCAAUCGGCUCCCGGUGAUGUUGCUGCGAUUGACACACAACAAGGGCCGCUGAAACACAAGCCGCGACUCAUGAUCAAGACCAUCAUAUUGGAGAACUUCAAAUCCUACGGCACGACGCGCGAGAUCGGACCAUUCCAUCACAACUUUUCCGCCAUCAUUGUAUGAAUACAGAAUAUACUUUUCGUGCUAGUAAGAUGGAGAGUAAGCAUGAGAUUGAGAAGCACAGUAAAUGAUGUGCAUGGAAGAUUAAUAAGUAGUCAUAUAUGAUAUGUUCCAGGGGCCAAGGCCCCCCCGUCUAACUUUUUCAGGGGGGGGCCUCCAGCCCCAGACCCUUUUCCUGAGGGACUGCCGGGCGGGAAGGCCUCCCAACGCCCACCGUCGAGCCCGCGCGGCUUCUUAAAUGUACCCUACAGAACCCAAACCCCUGAGGCCGUUCAAGCACGGAAGGGCAGGGGUGGAAGGCUUCUGAAGGCGGCAAAGCUGGCAAGGCUUGAAUGUACCCUACAGACCUGCCGCGUGCGGGCUCCUCACUGGAGGAGCCCAUUGGGGGGUGGAGGGACUCCGAGGGCAGCAGGCGGCAAGGCUUUACCCCCUUGCCGUGUUUCGUGUACCCUGCAGACCUCCUGUGUGCGGGCUCCUCACUGGAGGAGUUUGGCCCCUGCUGCCCCCCAGGAGGGCCAAAGGGGCCAGGCCUCGCGACCGUGGCCGCCUUCGGCGGCCUCUUUCCCCCGGAGUCCUCGGAUAGGAUCCAACAAUCGGGACGCCUGUGGGGUACACGCGGAGAGCCGCCAGGGGCCUCCAGCUUCGCCUUUUGAGGCCUUCCCCCCCGUGAGUUCUUACAUGUCACCACCGCGAAAAAAUGGGCGCGCGAACGCCACCGCCGCUCCAUCCACUCCACAGGGGGGGCCUCCACCCGCUAGAACAUUUCGUAAGAAGGAUGUUGGAUUGCAUGGCAUUGCAUGCAUUGCAUGAGCCGAGGGGGUCAGAGUGCGACCUUCUUAAGGGAGCGACACGGGAACGAUACGAAGACUCAGGGCGCGGCUGCGGCAUAGGAAUACUUUACUUGGCUCCGUUGUAGGAGUACUUGGAUAGUGCUGGCACGUACUAGCUAUUGCAAGUAGCUCGACUAGGCUAGCUUGCCUGUGAUCUCGACCGUCUUGCCACUGUUCCCUGGCGCACACAGGCCGCGGCGUUUGCGCUGCUCCUUGCUUGUUUCUGGGGCGAGGUCACAGUGGGGCCGUGUUUGUGUCCGUGUAUCGUAAAGUAAUUCUUCGGCGGAGCAGCCCGGUAUUGCGGAGGAAGUAUGGCGCCCGAAGGGCGCCGCGAAAAAUAUACUGUUUUUUGGGUGGUCCAUCCAUGCAAUGCAUGCCAUCCAUGCCAUGAAAUCCAGAAGUUCGGAGGUUGCCUCGUAUUCUAAUUAUAAAUAUAAAUAUAUGCACCAGGGAGGGAGGCCCCCCCCUUUGGAUGGAUCUGGGGUGGACCACGCCAGAGGGGUCCAGCCUGGCCACCUUUGCGCGGUCUGUAUGGUUGGCCACAUGCAGAACGCCAAGGGGGUGGGUCCCGCCUUGCCUCCUCUGCCAGCUCUGUCGGGUACCGCAACACGCCAGAGGGCGUCAGCCUUGCCACCUUUGCCAGGUCUGUAGGGUACAGGCAACAAGGCAGCGGGGCCCUGCCUUUGCCAGGCCUGUAGGGGACAUGCCACAAGGCAGCGGGGCCCUGCCUUUGCUCCCUUUGUCAGGUCUGUAGGGCACAUGCAACAAGGCAGCGGGGCCCUGCCUUUGCCCCCUUUGUCAGGUCUGUAGGGCACAUGCAACAAGGCAGCGGGGCCCUGCCUUUGCCGCCUUUGCCAGGUCUGUCGGGUACAUGCAACAAGGCAGCGGGGCCCUGCCUUUGCCCCCUUUGCCUUUGCCAGGUCUGCAGGGUACAGGUAACAAGGCGGGAAGGGGUCAGAAGUGGGCGCUUUGAGGCCUUCCCGCCCGGCAGCCCCUCGAAAAGAGGGGCCGGGGCUGGCAGCCCCCCCCCCUUCAAAAAGUUAGAUUGGGGGGGGGGCCUCCAGCCCUGAGCCCUGGAACAUAUAUAUACAUAUAUUUCAUAUAUAGAUACAUCCGUUUUUUGGCCCCUUCCUUGUACCUACUGGCUUGCGCUUUGUAUGUCCACAAAGUAGUCUACUUCUUGGACCUCCAUUUUUCAUGCAUCGGUCCGAACGGAAGUGGUAAGUCGAAUACGAUUGACGCUUUGCAGUUUGUUUUCGGCAAGAGCGCGAAGAAAAUCCGAUUAUCCAAGCUUUCAGAGCUGAUUCACUCGAGCAAGCACAAGAAAGACCUACAAUAUUGUAAAGUAAGCGUCCACUUCCAGGACAUAGUAGACGUUGAAGAUCCGAAGACCGGAUUGCCGUACACCGUCGUUCCAGACAGCGAAAUUGUCGUAGGCAGACAGGCGACCCGCAAAAACAACAGUGACUACCUCAUCAACGGGAAAAUAAAGAAAAGAGAAGAUUAUGACAAAAACUCCUUAUCACUAGGAGGACAUGUGGGUUUGGAUUAAGUACACGGAAAUACAUGUGCAUUUACAACUAUUUAUCUAUAGUAAAUCACGAUGCUCUUUUUGAUUUCGCCUCUCUGCCACACUGGGCCAUAGCACUCCUGUACUAGUACUUACCACGAUUCCCCUACAUAUCAUACGAAGAGCCAUCCCUUAGUACCUUCCUGAUCUUUUGACAUCACAUCUUCAUGCAUAAGUGAUCGAUCUGCUGAAAGGUAAGGGGAUUGAUUUGGUGCACAACCGUUUUCUUAUCCUGCAGGGUGAAGUUGAGGCAAUUUCAUUGAUGAAACCUAAGGCAUCACAAGACGGAAGCGACGACGGCUUUCUCGAGUAUUUAGAGGAUAUCAUCGGGUCGAACGUCUACAUCCCGCAGAUCCGCAAACACGAGGCAGCAGUUGGGGAACUCACUUAUGCACCUGGAGCAUCAUACUGAUACUAUUAGAGACAAAAUAUUAGUAGCCGCUGUUAUACAAGAACUGGAACCUCGAAUUAAAAGUACUAGCUGAAAUAAGGCACCAAAGGCGAAGAGAAGUCGUUCUCCAGAGAACUCUGACUCAGACAUCCAUAGAGGCUUUAACAGGGGCUAUGAGAGGCUGCUGUAUCUAUGCAUAAGAUCGCACGAAUUAGUUUGAUCAUCAUCAUCAUUAUCCUCAGGCCUGGAAGAGCCUCAUCGUAACAUUGUCACUAUCCCCUUUCUGUUUCUAAGUAAGAGAGGAGAGGCAAAUGGCGCUGCAAUCAUUGACGAUAGCGCAGAAGGCUCGCGAUGCUCUUGAUGGUGGUCGUCUCGAGGCAGAAGCAUGGGUGCGAAACAAAAAAAGCCAUCUUUUGCACACAGCGGCUUUGAUUAAGAUGCACGUAGAUUGAUUAGUAACCGUGUCAUUGACAUGGAGAUCGAUGAUCAAUGAACAUUUAUUAACUCGUAGGAGUCAGCUCUUUCCGGUAUUCUUUUCUCUUUUCUAGGUAGUUGCUUAGCCUCCUGAGGCUUGGGCUGCACACUGCAUAAGCGAUUCAUUCUUGGCAAUCUCAUCAUCAACAACACAAGAACUCAAUAGGAGAAUGGUCUAAUCUCUAUCAGGUGGAUCUUUUCGUUUCGCGUAAAGAUGAAGAAAAACUUCACGCCGACAUGCUCCUGGCAAAGGAACAGAUGGCAGAAUAUGUUAUGCAAUGGAGGAGGGAUAGAUUUUUGAAUGUUUACCUACGUGGUACAUUUUAGUGUUUACAACUUACGAUCAUUGGGGGUGUUACCAUUAUCUGCGAGUGCGACUGUGUCUAUGAUACGAAGGCGGGUAUAUCCGUUCCAUGAGCUAAAAAUGCUAAGUGUCGUGAAGUUGUACUUUAGUACUGAUGAUAGGUUUACUUUUUUACCGGUCUACGACCCGUUACUUUGAUCGUCGUCACAUUGUUUCUUGUACGCUUGCUGUUGUCAGAAUCCUUAAACAUCUAUUCUGUAGAAAAUUGAAGCUCUAAGGUACAUGCCGGGCUACAGGAAUAUCAGGUGAAGAUGCAGGAGAUCGAAAAAACGCAAAAGUUAACAAUUUAUGGCUUGGAACGAAAAUUCAUCCUGAGUAGCUACAGCUUCUUCUACCACGAUCGAUAUACUACCACUUUCUUAUGUGAAUUUAUUUGCUGUUCAUCGGAGCUUUUUCAAUUGUGUUGUACCUUUCAGCUCGUAAAAACUCGGCACUUGUCUCAGGCUGACGCUUGAACAAUAUGAAUAUUUUGUUCUAUGAAAAAACUUUUGUUACAGUAUCGACAACUCCCUUCCACAGAUGAAGAAAAUAGGCCAGGAUAGAGGAUCUAAAACGUGGAUAAGAUGGCAUCGGAGAAAACGCGAAAGGUCGACUUAAAGAAAGCCUUCGAGGCAGUGGAGGAAGAACAUGUACCGAUUUUUAGUAGAACGCACCGAUUUCUAGUAUUGUUUGGAAGAAGCACGACUUUCUUAGUAUUGUCAAAAAAGGUAAACGUACAACAGGAAGGACGGGUGAACUGACGUCAAGUUCCACGCGUUACAACUACACGAAUAUGCGCAAGACCACGUCGAGGUUUUGUUCCAUGAGAUUAAACUUUUGACUCUAGUACUUGACUCUACUAUGUAUUCACAAGUUCAAGUCUAGUCUCUAGGCUAUUGCGAUUCAGUUUGAGAUGUAUGACAUCGACCACGAUAUUCAUAUUAAUAAAAUAGCACCUUGAAGAAUUCCUCGAAUCACUACCGUCAACACGAACAGCAAAAAGCUAGGGCGGAUAAGGCAUACUUUGAGGAGGAGAAGGUAAAGAUCGCAAAGCAAAUUGAAGAAGCAGGAAAAAAUAGGGAGGAGAACCUCAAGGCAGCCCAAGAUGCGGAGCAAAACUUGAUCCCCAAACUGGAAGCCGAAGUGCACUCUUACUUAUGACUAACUCUGCUUCGUCUCUCUCUCGGGGUACCCCUACUCUGAGUUAGGUAUCUCUCUCUCAGAACGUGUCACCGUAUAGAUACAACUCCCCGUGAACAAUAUUAUACGAGCGUCAUCGUGCUGCAUUUGCAUUACUAGUGCAUUUAUUUCUUUUAUACAUGAUAUUAGGAUGAAAUAGAAAGAGAUUUACAGCGCACACAAGACUACCGAGACGUCGCUGCAGGGGAGAAACAGCACUCUAAUUUGCGAUCAGAUCAAGAAAAACAAGCAGAAGAAGCUCGACGAUAUUGAGGCUGAAGCAAAGGGUACCACUUAGUUACCAUGAAAAAAAUUGAAAUUACCAACAUGUUUUAGUAGUUACAGAAAACAAUUUUCUUCAACAACCAUCUACAACUCUACUACCUUCUACCAGCUGAAACGGAAAUCAAGGAGCGCGAGAAGAAGGAGAAAGAGCGGGAGCAGGCGCCACUAGCGAAGGCUCUGGGUAAGCUCGAGCAGGAGAAAAUUAAUUUAAGGCUGUUCUUGAGAACUACGUCUAAAAAACUGUUAUAGUCAUUUUUAUAAGUGGGCAGUUGUAACAGUGUGCUUCCUGCAUAUGUUGAUAUUUAAUACAUAGUUAACGGUAAUUUUGUUCAAGAAGGGCUCGGGCCAGGCGAGUCCUGUAUUCUUAGCAGGUGUUGUCUCGAAAGUGAUCAUUUCAACAGAAGUGGAGUAAGAACUACAGGAAAACGGGCCUCGAUAUGACAUCACUACUCUGAAUGAUAGUGCAAGCGAUGAAAAACCCUCUCAAUUUUUUGAUUUUUUCAGCACCUGAACUGGAGUAGCUAUUUGAAUUCGUUCUCUGCCUGGGGCUCCUCCUGAAGAUAUAUUACAAGUAGUUCAUUUUGUUGUAGGGUUUGGCUCAGGUCCAGCCGCGCUUAAAGCACAAAAAGAAAACAGCCGGUUAGAAGUUUUAUUCCCUAAUGCGAUCUAGGUUAGUCCCUUCAUCCAAGAUAUAACUCAUCUUGAAUUCGUACUCUGCCUGGGGCUCCUGAAGCAGAUGGCCAUCGAUAUUUGAAGCUUUCUAAUCAACCUCGAGUCAGAAAGGGACCAUUUGUUGCGCAAGGUGUACGACGCGAAACGGCAUCUACAAGACCUGAAAAAUAGGCGAAGCAACCAGCAUAGCUUCAUGUCUCACCUUGACGCCAAAAUCGCUGGAAACAAGGAUUACGUAUUUCCACCUACUUAUUUUAGUAAUGGUAGUAUUCUGGGCCAUCGUGGUGUUCGUGAUCGUCUUUCAAUGAAUAAGUCUAGAAAAAAAAGUCUCAACAUCUCAUAAUAAAUUAGAGAAAAUACAUCCCAAGAAUCACGGGAGAAGAGGUCGAGGAUCAUUACCUGUAGAUCGUACUAAAGUCAAUCAACCUUUUUCCAAUCAUUUCAGAUCAAAGAGAUGGAAGUCUUUCUUCCCGAGGCAGCAAAAGCAUUAGAGGAGAACGACCAGAAAAUCAAGCAGAAAAAGGAAGCGAUCGAGCAGCUUCAUUAUGGAUAUCGGUGCAUGCUGAUGCUACUUAUACCUUGUACGCGAUUAAAUCAGAUUCUCCGUCAAGCAGGAGCAGGACAAAUUUAGAUUUACAACGUUUCGCUUUCGGCUUCACUGAAAGAAGAGUCAUUAGCAUCCAUAUCUUCCUGCUCUGUCAUUGAUGAAGGUAACGUUUGCACCAGCAGUACCAGUAUGAAUUUGAAUAUCAAGAAACAGAAAAUCCCUAGCACCAUAACACUCCCCCUUCCCCACUUCCUCUUGCUGAGCUUAUACUCCCCGAAUGGGUAAACUACUACUACUACUUGUAUUCGGUUCGGAUUACUACUUGAUGAGACUCAUGCAGGUAUGCUGGGUAGAACUACUCCUGUAAUGUUGUUGUCCUCGGUCGUAGUCGUAACCGUCGCAAGGUUGUAACUGACAUUUUGGUUUUCUCGAGAACCUCUACCUAAGCAUCAUGUUGAAGCAUUCUAAUUUGAAAGCAAAGUCGAAGUGGCGCAUUGGCAGCUGAGCAAUUUUAAGAGUCAAACUGCAAAACAGCAGGCCUUCGUCCGAGCAAAAGCAGAGGGAAAGAUCAAUUUCAUCGGACGACUUGGUACUUUCACAAUAAUUCCACCUAAACCUAGUUUUAGUACUUCAAGUACAAGGACGGGUCUCCGAGCAGUCGUUUCACCUAUUAGUUCUGAACUAUUUAGUACCUAGUAGUAGUACGAGGAAGCAGUAACCUAAGCGCUAAGAACACUGUGGAAGCACAUGACUCACCAAGCGGUCACGUUCUAGAAAAACGAAAAAUAACAGGAGAGCUUGAAAAACAACAAAAGCAUCAACAAGCUUGGCCCGCUCUUUGUUUUUGAUGUCAAUUGAUGAGGCUGGGCUGUGUACUCCUCUACAUACUUAAAAAUUUUACUCCACCAGUACUUUUGGCUCAUUUAUUUCAGGGGAUCAAUAUUGACUUCUUCGAAAAUGUGACUCUCAAAGUCCGUGUUAGCUUGCGAUCUUUGUUAGCUAACGCUAUUCGGGUUAGCGUCGGGGCAUUUUUCCCAUUAUUUACUGAGCAGGUAAAUAACCGAAAUCGAUUUCGUCUUCCCCUACAGGUGAUCUCGCAACGAUCGAUGACAAAUACGAUGUUGCAAUUACCAAUGCUUUCGGGAAGGCAACUUUCGAUCAAAUUGUUGUGGAAACCACUGAAGACGCUACGCAGCUUGUUGAUUAAGAGCAGAUGGGGAUGCCUCAAAUAUACUAGUCGAAGUUGAAUGCGUACUUCUUGACACUCUAGUACUAAUACCACAUGCGCUUUAGUAAUCUAUGACGUUGAGCACCAACAGCAUUCCCUGAUGACUCUCUUACUCGUGAUAUUACGACCUAAUUGUUAGUGUAUCUAGAUAGAUUAUCUGUCGCUAGUAUCUCUAGAUUAUCUUCUGUACUGUUAUCUGUACUACGCACUUGUAAUUCUCUAAUCUCCAUUUGUGCGUCAGAAUCAACAUGAAAUUCCGGGAAGAAUAAACUGCAUGUGCCUCGACAAAAUGCGCCAGAACAAAAAUUGGAAUCGUCCACGCCCGGAAGCACCAGCCCCUCGACUUUUUACGAGCAUGCUCCUUCUCUAGUGUCGUGCAUCGAUAGAUUAAUAACCUUAUUUGUAUUUAUUACCGUCAGAACCGUAAAAAGUUUUCAACUUCAGAAAUCAGAAAGUGAACUGCUUGGAUUACAUACUGCGCGUCUUGGAUUAGGAUUACAUACUGCAGAGCCGGAAAUCGGCAUCUUCAAACUUCCAAAGGAAUCCAAAAACUAAAUCGAUGUACGUUGAAAUCCAAUACCAAGAUGAAGCACUUUCAUGACUUACGAUCUGAUCAAGGUCGAGCAUGAGCAAGUAAAACCUGCUUUCUACAGCAUUCUCAGAGACACACUGGUCGCCGAGGACAUCAAAAAAGCAGACAAGGUAGAUAAAUGUUCCUGAUACUUCUUCUCUUCGCAGCAGUGAACGAUGACCGUUACAACAUUUUAUCUCUGAUUCUAUUUACUGUAUAAAGAAAUUCUAUAUCAGAAGUAGAGGUACUGCCUUCACCAACUUCUCGAGUGAUGUUACGCUAACUAAUGAUGAUGCCAGUACUUGUACUAGAAGGUAUCCUUAUUAAAAACUAGACUAGACCUCAGUGAAAAUCCUACGACCACCUAAAAUUUUCAUCCUUGUUGGGUUCUUAAACGCUAUUUAAUAUGGUGGUAAUGCACGAAAGAGAUGUCCAAGGUAGCCUUGAUCAAUUUACCGUCCAACAGAUUUCCCAUGAUACGCGGUCAAACAAUGGGCAUCGAUGGAGGGUGGUCACUCUCGGGGGUGAUGUCGUCGAACCGGUCGGUACGUUCGUUGGUUAAGAUUGUUGGUAGUUUGAUUAAUAGGUAUUCAUGUGCAUGGCGCCGGAAUCCGAGGUUGUGUGAGAGAUCUUCAUGAGACGGGAAAGUCGUUUCCUCUGGUAGUCGCAACUACACGAUUGAACCAGGAGACUUUGAUAGUAGACCUGCCAUUCACUAGCUCGACUUCCUUGGGGGGAGGUUCUAAAUUUGGGGUGGAAAGCAGAAUCCUUCGCGAGGCGGGCUGACUGGAGGCGGAGCGCAAACGUGUGAAUACACGGAAGCGCAGCUGGCAGCCAUGCAGCAGGACCUGAACAAAAUUCUUAUGACCACGUGGAACGAAAUUAUUUAACUGUUAAAAACAGGCAGCUACAACAAGGUGCUACGUGAUUCGGCUGACCGAGAAUGGCCAGUAAGUGAUUAUUGACAUUCCCAGUUCCUUUAUUGGUUGUCGAGCUCGAGAUGGCCACUCCCAAAAUUAUCCCUACAAUUGUGCCACACCUAAUUUGUAGCUAUACCUGUGAGGCAGGUGACGACGUGUUAACACGAUUAUCGGAUGAUCAAAGAUAAUCCGUAGUAUUAUGAGUAGUUGACUUCCUGCUUUCAUACAUGGCGCGGAAAAAGACAAGAUGGAAGCCGAGCAACACGAACUUAAAAAGGUCUCGCUGGACGAAGAGAAUACGAUACACAAGCAGAAAUGUGAUUUGCGAGUUACGAUGUCCAUUGUCUCUCAGAAAUACUUUCGGAUCUUGUCGCUAAGGUCAUCACGAACGAUGACAACAGAGACCACAGCAUGCAUGCUCUUGAAGGCCCGUUAUUGACACCUCUUUUCAUGUUCUUCACAACUAGAGAUAUUUUUGAUAGUACUUGUAGAAUGCUCGCCUAGGUCUAUCUAACAUCCAAAAUACCGAAAAGAAGAAGCAGACUGAGCUGAAUUUGAAGACCUUGGAACAGCAAAUCACAGACGCGGAGAAGAUUGAAAGUCUCUCUCCCGAAGAACAGAGGCAAGUGGACAAGCUUGGAGGACUGGUAAAACAUAUCUAUUCUGUACUUAUUUUCGAUGCAGCAUACCUGUAGCACGUCUCGGAACUUUUCUCACGCUUAGUACCUUAUUGAGUAGGCUAGAAAUACCACCAGAAGGAAGAAGUGAUAAUCAGAAAACGCUGCACCAGACGCAGACUAGAUCGUUGGCCGUUGCAAAUAGAAGCUUCCACAAGCAAACGUUUUUACGAGUAAACGUGAUAAUCAAACGUUACAAGCAGACGCUAAAAGAAAAAGCCGUUGUAACAAGUGUAUGCUAGAUGUAAAACAUCUAGACAACGAACGAGACAGAAAAUAAGAUGCACUAGCAUCUGACUAGGUUGCGUAAUGCUCUGCUUAGUCGAUUAGGGAUUCUUCUUCGUCCCUUUUCAUUAUACGCCAAUAAACGAUCAUCCACCAAAAUCUUCAAACUUUUUAGCGUAUUUCCAGAUCCAUGCCAAACAAGGGGAGAUGGGGAAGAUAACGAGCCGCGAACAUGAGCUGUCUGCAGCAAUUGACGCACUUAAAAGUGAAAUCAUGAAUGCUGGUGGUGACCGGCGUCGACAUGCCGACGCUGAUUUCCAAAAGGCUGAGAAGGAGCUCGCAAGCCUGCAGCAAAAGAUUUCCAAGGAAAAAGCACAGAUCCAAUCAAGAAGAAAACAGGUACUACUUCUGCUUGUUCGUACAGAGAAGUAUCUAUAAUUAGGUCUUAGUAGAGGACUUCUAUGUGAAUGUGAAUGAUUAAACCUUGGACUUCUAUGUGAGUGUGCUCUUGCUUGCUUUUUCUCCCGCGUACUGACUAUUUAAUGGUAAGGCUCGCCACUUGUUACACUAGUACUAGGUACUUCAAACUUUUUGUUUUUCGGGCUUUUCUCAGAAUCUACCAAUCCCUACCAAAAUAUCCCAUUGCAAACCAAAAACUUGAAACUGUAGGCGGAACAGCAGGCCAACGUCGUGGAGACACAACAAAAAGAACUCUUGGCGCAGGACGAAAACUAAGGCACUCCUAUUUGUGUUUGCGAUAAUUUCGUGCUUGAAUAAAAUAGAAGUAGUACUAGAAGUACUAAAUCAAACUUUGAUGAGUCGGUAGCUAGUGUAGUGUUGGAGGUCCUACUGGUAAAAUAUUUUCGUGAACAGUGAGACUCAUUGACCGGCUGUUCUUCUCACUUGAUACUUUGUUGAGGAGAAUCAAUAAAUUAGAAUUUCAUUGUUCUAAGCAAACAUUGCAAACGAAGACGUGAAAGAGAAAGAUGCGUUACAGAGAGGUGAAGCGCUCUUCGCGGAUAUGGAAGUUAAGGCUACCGCUGAAACAUUCUCAACACCAUCCUUGGCUUCUUUUUCAAGGGGAAAAAGGGACCAAGGAUGGCCUCAGGGAUGCUACGCGGUAGCGCUAAGGAAGUGAACACGAAGACGAUUGAUGAUCUCACAAAGCUCCUGGACGAUAUUGAGAAAGAGCACCAGGGCUACGAGGGCGAUGUGAAGAAACUCAAAGACGAUCGCUUUGCGCUUUAUGAAAACAUGAUUGUCUAUUGCGCUUUAUUAUGAAAACAUGAUUACUUAUUCGAAAUCUUGAAAUACUUAACCGAGUUGCUGACUGAAAUGAGGGAGGUAGCUUUGACAGGGAUACUCUUCCUUGUUCAGUAUCUUGCUUAUAUUGAUCAGUUGCUUGCUUAUUUCAGUUUAUCGAAUAUGUAUUGUAACUAGAAGCUUAUAAACAAAGUUCAUCAAGUUGUAAUUUCUAUUUGUAUUUUGUUGUUGCUUAGAAGUGUGAGCAGCUUUGAUUAAUUCUCUUCGUAUGAUCAUUUAGCUUAAUACUGUGUAUCCACCCCUCUUCACCUGGUGUCUUUCGAUGAUUCUCUUCGUCGCCCACGUGGUCUUUAUAUAUUGACCACAUGUUUACUACAAAUCUAUUUUCCACUCCCUUUCUCAUCAUCCACAUUCUUCUAUUCUGAGACUCACAUCUUACAUCUAAUUCUAAGCCUAAGCAAGAAACCCAAUUUGAGUCUCCUUUCAUAUCUUCCAGAACCAAUUGACAGAGCAUGAAAAGGUGUACGAAACGCAGAAAGCCAAAACGGGCGUGCACGACGCAGAGCUCACGAAGUUAAGAUUUGUAUUUUUUUCUCUACUGACGAGAAAGAGCUGCAUAUUACAACUAGAGGUUGUACUCAUGCGAGAGCGAGUUUUUUACACGAAAGAACUACAGCUGAUGUCCUCGUGGACUUUCGAAGUAGAUGAAGACUGAGCGUCAUCAACCUAGUGAUUCUAAUUAACUGCAGAAAAGAAUUUGCGGAGUUGCCGGAAGAGGCAGAAACCGCAAUGCCCAGGCUCGACGAAGAAGAUCCUUUGUCGUCUGACGAUGACACGGAGGUGGAAGAACAAAAGUUAGAUGCUGCUGUCGCCGACAAUCCUGGAAAACAGGACCAAGCGCCUGAGCCAUCGCAGCCCGAAGUGGAUCAAGCUCCGACAGGCGGAAAGAAGGGUGCUGCUAAGAUGAAAAAGAAGAACGAUGCUAAAGGUGGGACGGGUGAUAAAGGCACGGGCAAGAAAGGCGCAGCAGCAGCUGCGGGGGCUGGCAAUGCACCACCGGCAAACCCACAAGAGCCGGGCAGCGGACAAGCAGCGGAACAAGUUGGGGGAUCGUCAAGUAGUUCGCAAGUACCUCAAUUAAGGUUGCUCACGGUAAUUCACUCCCACAAACGACCGUUUUUUUCUGCAGUUUCCUUAAUGUAGUUACAAGGUUCUGAAAGGAUGAACUUCCUUGGCAAGUGAAUCGCCGCAAGCGCUAACUCAACAAGCUGAACCUCCACAACCGAAAAAACCGAAGCGAACGCCUGAAGAAAAGCAGGCAAUAGCGGACCUCAGAAGACUUAUGAAGUAGACUCUUUUUCAGAAAGUGAAGAUAUAUUUCUUUGCUGAUAUAUUUCAUCUUAUUUGCAAACUUAUCGACACUGACGGGCCAAUCGGUGCCUUCGUUAGGGCAAGAACCAUAACAUUCCGUACUAUCGAGCAUUGCAUCACUCACAAUGGUCGUGCAUGAGUGCGAUUGGAUUUUUUAUGGAUAGAAGAGAAUAUAAGCAUUCCUAAAAAUGUUAGUUAUUCUCGACCUACUUCUAUCACUCCUACAUAAACCUCUAAAAAGAAGCGGCGUCUCGCGGCGGCUGUCCUAGGCGCGAACACUGGCGCAGAAGGGCGCAAUCCUAUCGAGGAGGACUUUCCGGAGGAUAUCAUUGUCAGUCUCCAGAACCACACUCAUGUCCUGGAGAUGCUACGACUAGAGGGGGAAACCAAAACCAAGAAAAAAAAUCCGAAUCUCGAAGUCAUCAAAGAGUACUAUCCAACUUUUCUUGGAUCUAGUUGUAUUGUACUUACAUGUACUAUAAUAUGCAAAUGCACUCGCGAAUGGUAAUGUUUUAUUUGUACUUCUUAUCUUAGCUGUAAGUCUAAGUACCAGAUGUAAGGAGCGGAGAUUGAUAGUCGGGCAGAAUCAUGAGUGCCUCCUACUCAUACUCUUGCUCGCAUCCAAAAAUAGGUACCGGCAGAAGGCGAAAAUAGCUUUGAAAAGACAACUGAAAUACGAGGAUGCGAACAGAAGACGGGAAGAGACGCGUUUGAAGCUCGAGGACGAGAAGGCUAAAAGGAAAGCUGAGUUUAUUUAUGACUUGAUCUGUCCUUUUUAGUUAGAGAAAAAUUCAUUUCUGAUUCUGAACAAGGCGUGUCGUAGUAUGUGUCCUACUACCAUACAUUUCAUCAUGCAGUGUGCCCUAGUAUGUGUCCCUGUGCGAGUUCUAUUAGCAUUUCAUAUUUAAUCAUGAAGUAUGUGGGAUCCCUCUUUGGAAUAACAUAUGAGAGGAAGCUUGUCUACGUCACCAUUUUCCUUUCAUGCUACGCUUGGCUACGAGCAGAUCUCGAAUAAUCUGAAAAUGAUGUACCAGAUGCUUACCAUGGGAGGUGACGCAGAAUUUGAACUGGUGGAGCAACACGAUCCUUUUAGUGAGGGCGUCGCGUUUUCCGUCAGGCCGCCGAAAAAAAGUUGGAAACAGAUCCAGAACUUGAGUGGUAUCAACGACGUGUUGCAUUCUAUCCAUGUAUAUUAAGGUAAUGCACAUCAAUGCAUAAGUUGGCCAGGCUUGUGAUGAGGCCAAAUACUACCCCGGGGAGAGGGUCGACACGCGCGCUCUGGGGGGCACUAGACGACAUUCCACCGGCCACAGUUGCCACCUCUUUGCAGUGAAAUAGGGCUAGGGGCGCGGGGAGUGCUUCCUUAUUAUUGCGGUGUCCUUGACGAAGCCGCGCCGUCUCGAGUUCGUAGCACCCCUGCCCGCGGUAACGCUUCCCCAUCAGGAUGAGACGCAACGAAGGGGGAGGGGGGGCGCGGAUGCUUGUGCGUUCAGCGCCUCCCUGGCUCCGCUUGUAAUGUAGUAGUCCCCCUGCCUUCCCUGGAAGGCAAGGGGGUGGAGCGUGGUGAGGGCAGGGGUGAGCGCCAGGCGAUGCCGCUUAGCUGGUUGAUAAGAGACGUGAGACAAGGCGAGGCACACUGACAGCGCGGGCCAGCUUGUCGCCUCUGUGUUUGGCCCGGGUGUUCGCCUUGGCUCACGACGUGGCUACUGUUAUGGGCGGCGUGGCUGACUGUUGGAAGCUUCUCCGCAGCGGCGGCACGGAGUGCUACCGGAUGGGCUUGAUGCGUUGGGAGGCGGCGCUGGUCUGGUCUGCUGCGUCGUGGGAUCCAGCAAAAUUGCUGUGAAGAAGAUAGAAGCACGGCGGCGGGCGUGUGCGGGUGAGUGCUGCGCCGCGCUCGUCUGAGUGGAUAGCACUGGAGGAAGCCCGCGGAGAAGUUCACCGCCGCAAAGGUCUGACACUUGUGCAAAUAAAGUAAGAGAGGCCAAGCAAGCAGCGGCAAGUGGGGCCGCAGUUGUUUCAUUCUGCGCGACUCGGUCAGCGAUGGGACGGCCAGAAGUCGCGCGUGCUCGCUAUCUUCGUCUUCGAGGGGGCUGCGUUUCGUUGCUUGGCGCGUGGACUGGUGGAAAGCCAUAGCCUUGGACGCGUGAGCAGGCUCGCCUCUUGUUGUUUGUAAAGGAGAGUGCCCGCCGGAGGGGAAAAAUGCCGAAGCGUUGUCGGGGAAACAGUUCGGAGGUGCUACGUGGCUUGUAGGUGGGCGCCGGCUGCAGCUGGGUGCCGUUGAUGGGGUGUGUUGUGAGGACUCGCACUCGCCUGCAGUAGCAUACGUUACAACUAAGGGGAAAGCAGGCAGACGGCUGCGCCGCGCUCGUCGUGUCGCCGGUGUGUCGUUUCACUUUCAAGGCGGUGCGUUUCACUCUGGCUGGCGAUUGUGUUUGGCUGAGUGGCUUCGCAAGUCAUUGUCAUUGCGAGCGCCAUCAGGGUGGGAAGUGGCGCUGCCAGGGUGAGGCGUGGGCGUUUGGAAUUUAUUAUAUUAGGAGUGGAGCUGGCAGGCGGCGGUGGGUCUUGACGUUGAGUCAUGCCAUACGGUAGGGAUGGAGGAGGAGGCAGGGGGCCAGCCCCGCCGAAGGGCGAGCGUUUGCGUGUCGUUGUUGGUUGUCUUGUUUCUUUGCUUGUUGUGUUCUUUCUGCUUGCCAUCAUGCUGAGAGCUGAGGCCGAGGGACACAGAGGGAGCGCGGCGCCGCUUGUGGCUUGCGAGCUGCGUCGCACCUUUUUGUGUUUUUGUCGUUGUCUUGUUUUGUUUGCGCACCGUAACGGCGUGCAAGCUGCCUUCGCCUGGGCGUGCGCUUGCGUUAGCUCCAGAAGAAGUAGGGACUUAUAUAUAAGGCAUCGUCUGCGCGGUAUAGUAUUGUAUGGGCAUCAAGGGGCGCAGCAAUAGAAUAGGCUGCCGGCCUUGAUCUGUCUGCUUGUAGUUUGUCACAGAUCUUGUCUCCGGUCUGUUGCUUCUAUUCUUGUUCCCACGCAAACUCUGUACUGAUUUCUUGUCUUGUGUGUCGCCCGCUUCUGCUUCUGGUGUGUGGUUUAUUUUCGUGCCUUCUCCUGAAAGACAAAGAUGUGCGCGUGAUUGUUUAGCACUAUGAUUGAAUAAGCCCAAACGCGUUGUUGACUCACCAGAGAACAAAGAACUUCUUUAGCCGAGUAGUUCCUACCACCUAGCAUCUGUUUUAUAAAUAUAUAUUUGCAAUUGACUUCUUUUUAGGCAUCCUUACCUAUUCUUUAAUGUUCAUCUCCAUGGUUCUCGCCAUCAGGUGGCGAAAAGACCUUGGCAUCACUAUCCUUGGUGUUUGCGUUGCACCAGUACCGACCAACGCCGCUCUACUUCAUGGACGAGAUCGAUGCAGCGCUAGAUACCCGCAACGUCGGCAUCAUCGCACAGUACAUCAAACGGCACACGAAAAAUGCGCAAUUCAUCAUCAUCUCCCUGCGAAAUCAAAUGUUCGAGCUUGCGGACUACCUGGUCGGCAUUUGCAAGGUCAACGAUAUCUCGAAUUGCACCACGCUGAGUCCGGGUGAGUGGGUUGUUCCGCCUACAAUCCAGCGCCACUCUUUUGGGGGCGAUAAUUUUAGCAUCGAUCCGAUUCGCGAACCUCUGCCGAUCUUGAAUGCUGUCUCACAGUCGAGCAAGCAGGCACCAAAAUUAUGGUAGAUUGGCUUUUGAGUGUUUUGUUCAUCAUCCAUUCCAAAGUUUAUGCAGCUCGAGUAUAAUAUAUGUACCAGGGAGAGAGGCCCCCCCUGUGGAUGGAUCUGUGGGCAGCACAGUGGUGGAAGAGCGACGAGAGCAGAACGAGGAACGAGAGAAGAACAAGACCGAGAGCAGAACGAGCGACGAGAAGCGCCCACCCGUGACGUGGUCGCCUCUGGCAUACCCAUCCACAGGGGGAAGAUAACGGCAAAAAGAGCCGAAAGAAGGGAGGCACUCGCCUGCCCCGAUCUGUAUAGCACACACGUCAAAUCGGUAUAGCACACACGUCAAAUUCCUUGGUUGGUUCCUUGGUUGGUUGUGGUUCGUUGCUUGCUUCGUUGCUUGCUUCGUUGGUUGGUUGGUCUGUAGGGUACAUGCAAGAAGCCCGAAGGGCUCAGAAGUGGGCGCUUUGAGGCCUUCCCGCCCGGCAGCCCCUCGAAAAGAGGGGCCGGGGCGGGGAGGCCCCCCCCCUCAACAAGUUAGAUCGGGGAGGGGGCCUCCCGCCCUGAGCCCUGGACCAUAUAUAAGGAAUAUUCAUAUUCCUGAUAUUCCUGAAAAUACUUAGACUUACUAGUGUACUCGGCUGUUAUAAGUAAAAAGUAGAACAUAUAGCAGGGUUAUCAACAUGGGACUUCGCUAAUUUCAGUCAAUGACAACGCUGCUGGCGCAGGUGGUACGAAUAACACAGAGAGGACCAGAAAACGGAAAGCCGCUGCCGACUCCAUCCAGGUGUAAGUGUGUAAGACCAUUGCUAUUAAGAUGUAGGGCAGCCAGAAGUUGAACUUCUUGCGCCCUGCCCUCAAGGAACGCACACUAAUCACUUCUUUCAUUCACAUGAAAUUACUCAUUCAAGAACUUCCAUUUUAACGUUAGACUGACCAAGCGUACUUGCGAUGUAGCAUUCGAAAAUAUGAUCAUUACGUUUCGCGAGACGGGUUUCAUAAUAUGCAAUCGUUCCGGAAAAAUUAUCGUUUUCAGUUGUUGUUCUGUUUGCCAGAAGUGGAAGACUCAAUAUCAAGAUCUCACUCUUUAGUCCAUUUUAGUUUUACUGUUUUUUUUACCGGUAUACCUGACAACAAGCGAUGAAACUGCUGUCCUGGUACUACACCACGACACGCAGUUGCGUCACACAAGGAUAGCGUCAUGAAGAUACAUACUUAACAAGAUCAGUUACCUAGUCAUUUUUUUGCAGUCUAUUUAACGCUAGCCAUAGCCUGUCAAAUAGCGUUACUCGACAAAGUGUGUGCGUUCAGGAAGUAUCUGCAUUAACUGUAUCAUUCAACAAGUGUGUUGUGCGUUCAGAAGUACACUUUCUGUUUCUCUUUUUUUUCUGAUAGAUAAUAGUAUGCAUUGCAAGGGGAAUCGAAGAGGAACAUCAUAAUUAAUGACUAGAAUACUACUACUCUUUGUGGCCGCCUCGAAGAUUCUUCAUUCUACAUUAGAGGCUGUGAAUGUUGAUUUUUGUCAUCUGUCCUUUUAUUUCAUAAUUGUCAUGUCGUGGUCAUCCCCUUGAAUUCGAUGUUGCCCAACAACAGGAGUGUGUCAAAGGUAGUGCUGUAAGGAAUUACAUUGCUGCCAUAGUAGCUAAACUACAUACUUGUAUUUUGUCUACUUGGAGUCGCAGCUGCGGGGAGGUCGGCGCCCUGUGGGGGCAACCUGAUUGAUUGGUCUACUACUAUGGAUGGCCUUUAGUGGGCUAGGUCAGCGGGAGCACAGGCGUGCUCGCAAGCACAGCCCAAAUUUGGCCCUGGGUCUGUUUUAGUUCCUCUGUUAUCCAGCACCGCCGCUCGUAAGGCGGCCGCAUACAGUUGACUGAUCGGGCCCGGAAAUAAAAGGCCUGACGCGGAGCUUUCUAAGAGAAAACGCUUGCGGCGCAGUAUGCCCAUCUUUCUUCGUUCCAGGUUCGCUCAUGCGCAAACACUCUGCCACUGUAAGUUUUUUCCAAAAACAAGAUUUCUAUACAUAGUGGUCAUUCAGAAUGCCAGCGAAAGUAUAAAGAGGGCGGAAAAAGCCAGAGAACGAUGACAUUGAU